AUGUCUAACAUUAGCAAGGAGAGGAAAGGGGCCAUGUCUAACGCUAACAAGGAGAGGAAAUGGACCAUGUCUAACACUGACAAGGAGAUUAGUGGAACUGACAGUGUCACCCAGUUCACUCUCAUUGUAAACGGGGAAUCUCUACAAGUCACAACCUGUCAACAGAGUUUCAUAUGUCGCUGUAUUGUGAGAGUAAAUUUCGGUGCAGUUGUAGGAAUUCCUGUCUUGAUGGAAAGGAACAUUCAGUGGGAUACAGGCCAUCAGAUCGACUGGUUGGCCCUUGAGCGCAGCAAAACAGCGGAAAUGGCAGUGGAGGUGGUCACAUCCCUACUACAGCAAUAUGGCCAGGGUGGACCAUGCUCAGACACAGACACAGACUUUGUCUACCACAACAGUUUCCUAAUUGCCGACCCUCAGGAGGCCUGGAUACUGGAAACGGCUGGCAAACACUGGGCAGCAGAAAAUGUUAAGAGUGGCUAUCGCAACAUCAGCAACGCCCUGAGCAUCGGCACCAAGAUCGACAAGAUGAGCGAGGGCCUGAAGGAGCUGGCGCAGGAGAAGGGCUGGUGGGAUGGCUCUGGGGACUUCAAUUUCUCUGAGGCAUAUGGGGCCUCCCAGGACGUGGGCCAGGGACGCAAGGAGUGCGGAGAGAAGCUGCUGGCCAAAUUCUCCGAGGGAGGUGACUUUGCCUUGACCCACAUGUUUGAGGUUCUUCGGGACAAGGAAUCAGGGAUUUGCCGCGGUGUGGACCACAAUCGCCCCACAGCCGGAAGCAUGGUGUCCGUGAUAAGCCAGGGAACCCAGAGACCAAGCUGCCACUGGUUCACUGGGACACCAGACCCACAGCGUUCGGUGUUUAAGCCUUUCAUCUUUACCAACAAUGUCAAGAUCUCUCCACAUAUUCAGAGCCCCAAGAUUCCUGCUGAGGAAGAUCCUGCUAAGGUGAUUCCACGCUUUGCCAAGAAAGUGAACCGCACUCACUUGUUGUACCGACGGCAGCAGGCAGCCACAGAGAAUGGUGGCAGCAUCGUGGAUACACUGAGGGAAUUAGAGAGAAAUUGUGUAAGGGAAACUGAAGCUUGUCUGGAAAGCUUUGACCCCGAAAGGUUAUGCGAAAUGGAUGAUCUCUUCAAAGAUUGCGUUGAUUCUGAGCUCAAGUUUUAUAAGUAAUUUUUCAUUCCUUGCUCCUCUUUCAUAAUACCAAAACAUGCAUGCUAGUUUGUAAAUCAACAGGGUUGACUUUCAGGCUCUUAGUUUGGAGGCUUAUGAUAGCUGUAACCUCAUCCUGUUACCUAUAUUAUCAUCCUUUUUUAUAGCCUAAACUAAAAAAGGUGAAUAUUAUUUGUAACAUUCUUUAAUUACCGUUAUCAUUUCGAAGCCUGCUGAACCAGUCUAUAGAAAAAUGAAAUUAUAAAUUUACUAGGAGGAGACUGGCUCGUCAUCAUAAACUGCAGUAUAUGCAACAAGGAGAUUUUUAGUUUUAUCAUUUUCCUGAGUGGAAACGAGCCUUUGUGCAUGAGCGUAUAUUUCCUGGCAAAGUUUUCAAAUGAGUUCUUCCACUGGCAUCACACGUUUGGUGAUUUCCUAAGCCACAGUAUUUAUUGAUAAGGUUUUUUGGUACUACUUAAGCAUCCAAAUACGACAUCAGUAGUCUGUAGUUAACACAUUAUCAUAAUCACCGCCAAAGAGGCCCAGAUGCAAGGUGACCGCUGCAACAAGCAUUAGCCCGAAGAGAAUCACAGCAAAUGCAACUAGGCUAUUGUGGACAAGUGCUGAGUCACCAUGCAGAGGGGGUGCAGGCCGCUUGUCAGGGGAAAGGCAGGGGGUAGGGGGGUGGCAAGGCUUCGAGACUUGUUCUCUAUAGAAAGAUAAUAACUGUGCACACAAAAAUAUACAUGCACAUAUAUACAUGCAUGCACACGUGCGUGCACAUACACAUGCAUUCACACUCACACUCUUACUCUCACUCUCACACACACACACACACACACACACACACACACACACACACACACACACACACACCUGUGCAUAUGCGCACACACACACACCCACACAGUCUCCUGUAUGGCAGUGCAUGCCUGGAAAAUAAGAGGGGUGCGGUACAUACUUUCAUGGUGAUAUGGUACAUACCAAAGAUUUUGUGAUAUUAACUUCAGGAUGCAUUUAUAAAGCGAAAAGAAAAAAAAGAAUUAUGACCUUGACUCAGAUUGCUGUUUCUUUAGACUCGGCCAAGUAGGGUUCUUGGUGACUUGGGAGGAAAGUAGCAAUACCGUGAUUAUUCUUAUAGUUUUAUUAUCAUAAUUAUUAUAAUCAUUAGUCCUCCAGGUUUUGGCGGUAUGUUUUCCCAAGAAAAUAAGAUUGGCAAUACUGGAAUAAGUGGCCUCUAUAUCAUACGCUCUCCUUCCAUUCCAAGAACAUAAAGACCAUUGAACUGUUUGCAGUAAUAUGUCAUAUGUCUUGAGAAAAAUUUCCUUGUAGAAAUUUCAGGAUGCCUUUUUUAUUUUUCUUCAUUUCUUGUGUCAGAUUUAUAUUUUCUCAUCGGAAUUUUGCAUUUUAGUACAGCAUUUAUUGUGAGAUUAGUAUGUUUAGUAUGAGCUCUAAAGAAAAAGGGAUGGCAAGGGAAGAGAUGUGGCAAUAUCCCACGGCAAUGGUUGUACACUUUUUCUUUUUUCCUAAACAUAUCAAGUCUCAUUGGACUUUGGUAGAAUAAGUCUGGAUGAUGGAGACCUAACAUUUGAUCCAGCAGCACUCUUGCCCUGGUUAUUUACCCAUUGUGUGCUCUAAAAUUGCCAAGAAACUGAUACCAGUUUUUGGGAAUGUCAGUAUUAUGCUAUUUUACAAAACAGAUUUUUCAAUUUCUGGAGAACACAAAGCUUGAUGCUGUCCCUUGAAAGGAUGAUGCUUCCAUUGAAGGAUUUUUCAGUGAUUGGCUUUAUUUCCUUUUUUCGUAAGAUGUAUUGCCCAACGAUUGGACAUUACUGACCAAGAUAAGGCAAUGGAAGGGGAAGAAUGACAUGCUUGGGCAAUUCUUAAUUAUAAUUUAUGGACUUGUAUAAUGUCAUGAAAUACAGAUUAACCACUUCAUGUUUUUUUCUCUCUUUAAAGUGUAAAUUACAUAUUCAUUCUUUCAUAGAAGUGCCUCGGACAAGAUUAUCCAACCUCCUUCCCCCUACUCUCAUGAUUGGUAUGUCUGUAUUAAAAAAAUAAAUAAAUAAAUAAAAUGAAAUAAAAUAAAAUAAAAUAAACUGACUACUGGUAAACCAAUGUAUAGAUGCAUCUAAAACUGGCUUCCUGUGAUGGCCAGAGACCACAUUCCAGUAUCCUGUGAAUUGUGAGCUUCACUACCAAGCUUCCCAACUAUAGCCUUUGCACACUCUGCCAAUAUUGUGAAUCCCUGACAACACAUUACAUUAUGAUUUUCCUUUUGGUAGCCAUCUGGUGGUGUUGCUGAGAAGUUGACUUAGUUCUUGUUUAGUACGUAUCACGAGAAGAAGCACUGGUGUUUGGUUCGCUUUCUAGGCUCGCUGUUCAGAUUAUAUAUAAAAAAAAAUUGCGAAAAGAAAAAAAAAAAAAGGAAUGGAAAUAAGUAUAUAUAUUUUUUUCUUACUAUUCAUGUUUUUUUCCCUUCUGAAUAUGGCUGACUUAUGUUUUAAAGGUUAUUUUCUUUUUUUUUCUAUCUACUAGCACCUUUACCAUCCUGCACCACUGUUUUAGAGAUGGAGUUGUCCAGUUCCCUUUGCUCUGUAGCAGGAGGCAACACUCACCAACUGUCUAUAAUAAAGCCUGCAAUUUA
Molecule: messenger RNA, 3796 nt
Organism: Penaeus indicus
Lineage: Eukaryota; Metazoa; Arthropoda; Malacostraca; Decapoda; Penaeidae
Product: secernin-3-like
Exons: 8
Coding region: 1-1170 (389 amino acids)
Biological process (GO): proteolysis
Molecular function (GO): dipeptidase activity; cysteine-type exopeptidase activity
Source: RefSeq, a predicted model, not a curated record